Messenger RNA from Ectocarpus siliculosus, 1616 nucleotides. Lineage: Eukaryota; Phaeophyceae; Ectocarpales; Ectocarpaceae. The record is from the annotation of a GenBank genome assembly.
CUCUUUUCCUCUCCGUCACGUGUGUCACCCAACCCUCCCUACCCUCGCCAUGGCUCCCAAGUUUGACCUCUCCACGCCCAAGGGCCUGAUGCCGUUCAACGGCUACAUCUCGGCCAAGUCGUACGUGGAGGGUUACUCCUACUCGCAGGCGGAUGCGGACAUGUUCGCCACCUGCUCUGGCGUCCCGGACAAGACCAAGGCGCCCCACGCCUACCGCUGGUACAUCCACAUCGCCGCCAUCAAGGGCGUCAGGAGCUUGAGCUUGGCGCCCAGCAGCGGCUCUGCCCCGGCCGCGGCGCCUGCGUCCACCUCGAGGGCGGCACCCGCGGCGAAGGCCACUAAGGUCGACGACGAGGACGAUGACGACGACGACCUCUUCGGGGACGAUGAGGAGGAGGAGGCGGCCAAGCCCGCGGAGAAGAGCCGCGCUGAGAAGAUGGCGGAGGCUAAGGCUGCCAAGGACGCCAAGAAGAAGAUUGACAGGUCGCAAAUUGUGUUUGAGGUGAAGCCGUGGGACACGGAGACGGACCUCAAGGGCUUGUUCGCCAAGAUUUGCAAGACUGAAAUUGAGGGGCUUGUCUGGGGAGAGGCGCACAAGCUCGUGCCCGUGGCGUUCGGCGUGAAGAAGCUGGUUCUGUCGUGUGUUGUGGAAGAUGACAAGGUUGGCGUUGAAGACAUCACUGACGUCAUCGAGGGUUUCGAAGACGAAGUACAAAGCGUGGACAUGACCACCAUGAACCGCCUCUAGUCUGGAAAACCCCUUGUAAAAAGGAGAUUUUUUCCGAUUUUGUCAUGUCGUCAGCUUCUCUGUUGUGUUUGUUUGUCUUGUGCGUGUGUGUUGACACGCGGGGGUGACGCUCGCGCUUGUGGGCGUGCGAAGGCGGGGGGCAGCCUUCUGCUGCCAUUGUGAGGCACGAAAAGGACUACUGUUGGGUGUUGCUCCGUUGAGUCUGGUUGAUGUUUCAGUGUGUGCGGAGCACACAACGUCAUUGUGGGGUACGAACAGGACUGCUGUUUGGCUAUCCUAGUUGAUGUUUCUGUUUGCGUGCACAGAGCACACAACCUCCCCGAAUCAACCCUUGAGAUCCCCAAGUUUUGCAAAUCGAUUAUUGAGUGCUACAGUAGCUGUUUCGUCGUAACACUGGGCUUGCGGCACAAACUCUUGAUUGGGAUCCUACACCGCGGGGCCCCCUGUUUUGCUUCUUGAAGCCACACCCUCUCGGACAUUUCUUGACGAGGCAGGCGUGGUUUUCCCGUCCAGCCGCCGCUGGUGGUUGCAGGGUUGCGAGCUCGACUUGCUGGUGCCAUUUGGCGAAGGCCGUGUCGAACGACACAUGUUUGCAGACUGCUCCACUAUUAUAAUACCAGAAUUUGGCAGUGGUUUUGAUUGAAACACUUGCUGUUUGUCCGUGUGUCCGAUUUGGACACCCAUUUUCAGCCUCCCUCAGCCUCGUCGUGUGUCCGGUGUUCUCUACGCACCAGAUGUUUUCGCGUAUCGAAUCGUGUUGCUCGUGCGUGAUACAUGUGGCGUUUGGUGACUUUCUCACCUACAGCCACCCCUACUUAGCGGUCGACCAUCACGCAGGCAUUAGAUUCUCCUGUGCCAUGAGUGCUGA